Botrytis fragariae is the source of this 555-nucleotide messenger RNA. RefSeq lists its product as uncharacterized. The transcript has 2 exons. The record is from RefSeq and is a predicted model, not a curated record. The coding region runs from base 1 to 555 and encodes 184 amino acids. NCBI's taxonomy places the organism in Eukaryota, Fungi, Ascomycota, Leotiomycetes, Helotiales, Sclerotiniaceae.
AUGUCGACCAAAGAUGUACGAACUCAUACCAUGCUGGAUCUUGAGAUAGCCGCACACCCAUUGAAACAUAAUCCUGCGAUCAUCCAGACCGGCGCUAUUCAUUUUCAUAUCGAAACCGGCAAGGUCUUGAAGACUUUCUCCAUAGACAUCAACUUAGAAUCUUGUAUUGAAUCCGGCUUAAUCACUGAUUCGGAUACACUUCAGUGGCUUGAGAAAAACAUCCCGGGUACUCGACCCAACCGACCUCCAACGGAUUUGAGAAAGCCAUGGAUGCACUAUAACGAUUUCUGUGUUCGAACUUACUGCGAAGCGGCUUUCUCAAUUACCGGAAGAAAUAUCCGACGUGAAGUGGACAAAUCUUUCGUCGGUAAAAAUCACAAUGCUAUCGAUGACUGCAAGCAUCAGAUACUCUACCUGACCAAGUGUCGCGACGCAUUUCGAGGACUGCAAGGCUCUGCUAUUACUCCAGUUCCUGCUGGACCGAUUUUCGAAUCUUCAGUGAAACGACCCAGGACUGUAUUGGAUGACAAUCGUUCCAGAAUGGGUUUAGACUAG